AUGGAGGCGGCCAUUAUUGGAUCAGUUGUUUUCCUAGCGGUAACGGUAACAUUCCUCUUUGUUCUGUUUGAUCAUGCUGUAUCCGGUGUCCGGUUGAAGGAAGCGCGCCUAAACUAUGACUAUGAUGUUAUCAUUGUUGGGGGAAGUAUCGCGGGACCAGUCAUGGCUAAGGCUCUCGCAGACCAAAACCGCCGUGUGCUGCUACUCGAGAGGUCACUUUUCACUAAACCAAACCGUAUUGUGGGGGAACUCCUUCAACCUGGAGGUAUGGAUGUGUUGAGGAAAUUAGGCAUGGACGAAUGCGCUAAAUCCGUUGGAAUGCCUUGCCAUGGUUAUGUUGUUCUGGAUGAACGUGGCGAUGAAAUACGGCUACCGUAUGCUGCUGGCCUUCAGGGGUUCUCUUUUCAUUUUGGGGAUUUGGUGAACAAUUUACGAAAGUACGUGUGGCAGAACUGUCAGCCAGCCGUCACGAUGCUUGAAGCCACGGUAACAGAGGUCCUCGUGGAGCGAGUUGCUCCAUGUGUGAACAGGGCCUACGGCGUUGUCUACACCACGGCAGCCGAGUAUAACGUUCCAGAGUCACCUUUUACGGGCGCGCCACCCUCGAGAACGGAUUCUACAAGCAUGUCGGAGGAGGUGCAAAAAACUGCAACAGCUCCUCUCAUUAUUAUGUGUGACGGCGGUUCGUCAAAGUUCAAAGCUAUGUAUCAACACUACGACCCUGCAGCCAACUACCACUCGCACUUCGUUGGUCUCAUCAUACGUAAUGCUCGUCUUCCCCAAGAAGGAUACGGAACCGUUUUCUUUGGGAAAAAAGGACCCAUUCUUUCGUACCGCUUAGAUCCUAACGAGCUUCGUGUUCUCGUUGACUACAACAAACCAGCGUUACCAUCGUUGGUGGAGCAAAGCCGCUGGCUAUCCGAGGAAAUCGCGCCAUGCCUUCCUUCCAACAUGCGAGAGGAUUUUAUUAAGGCAGCACAGAGUACCCAAAACAUUCGAUCCAUGCCAAUUGCCUUUUAUCCCGCCACUUUUCCUUCUAUCAGGGGUUACGUGGGGAUCGGAGACCAUGCCAAUCAACGACACCCCCUUACGGGUGGGGGCAUGACAUGUGCAUUCAGUGAUGCAUUUCUUUUAGCGGAGAAACUCCUCGAAAUCAAGGAGAUGCGCAGCUCCGACGUUGUGGAGAUGGCCGAUAUUGAAGACAGUAUCCAAAAUGCUAUCGUGAGCUAUGCGCGUGGGCGCGUGGUGCACAGCUCCAGUAUUAAUAUCUUAUCGUGGGCACUGUAUGCUGUUUUUGGCACCCGUUUGCUCCGCAAUGCCUGCUUGGAAUACUUCGCACGCGGUGGUGAGUGCGUUUCCGCUCCGAUGGCAUUGUUGGCUGGUGUGGAUCACAGCCCACAGCGGCUACUGUGGCAUUACACCAGAGUCAUGUUUAAUGGUGCACUGAACCUCGCCACGUUAAGUGGUCCCCGCAACUGUCGCGGUAAGGAUACUCCCAGUUUCGGUAGAAGGUGCAUUAAUGCUGCUACAUUCUUUGUAUCUCCGUUUCGGGUCCUUGAGGCACUUUAUCUUCUGAUCGCGGCUGCAUGUGUUGCAGUGCCGGUGGCGUACAGUGAAUUCGUUUCCAUCUGGCGGUUGAUAAAUCCAACGGGGUUUCUUUCGUCUAUUUACAAGACCGUCCGAGUUGCUGUGUGUCGUUCGCUACUCAACGGGAGGAAAAGGAAGCCAAUUGGUUUGUGA
Trypanosoma brucei brucei TREU927 is the source of this 1740-nucleotide messenger RNA. RefSeq names its product squalene monooxygenase, putative. Lineage: Eukaryota; Euglenozoa; Kinetoplastea; Trypanosomatida; Trypanosomatidae. Bases 1 to 1740 code for a protein of 579 amino acids. Gene Ontology annotation, cellular component: membrane; endoplasmic reticulum. Gene Ontology annotation, biological process: sterol biosynthetic process. The record is from RefSeq and is a predicted model, not a curated record. The transcript has a single exon. Gene Ontology annotation, molecular function: squalene monooxygenase activity; flavin adenine dinucleotide binding.